Molecule: messenger RNA, 1369 nt
Organism: Papilio polytes (common Mormon)
Lineage: Eukaryota; Metazoa; Arthropoda; Insecta; Lepidoptera; Papilionidae
Gene: Alr
Product: FAD-linked sulfhydryl oxidase ALR
Exons: 3
Coding region: 220-699 (159 amino acids)
Cellular component (GO): mitochondrion
Molecular function (GO): flavin-dependent sulfhydryl oxidase activity; flavin adenine dinucleotide binding
Source: RefSeq, a predicted model, not a curated record
ACUUUGACAUAUGACAGCAAAUGACAAUUUGUUGAUCGGGGCGAAAAUUUUGAAUUUAAAAUCUUAAUUUUCAAAUUAUUUCAACAUUAUCCAAUUACUAAAUUUCGUGUCCUAAACUUAAUACAUAAAUAACACAAAAUGAUCUAGAGUUAUUAUCAAGCUUGUGCUGUUGCGCAACUUUAAUUUUGAUUUCAUGAGGACGAAUGAGUUCAGAUAAAAAUGCCUUCUCAUGAAGAGGAAGAUAAGCCUUGCAGGGCUUGCAAUGACUUUAAAACAUGGUCCAAGAAACAAUCAAAGACCAAGAAAGACACUCCUGCCCCGUCGACUACUGCACCGCCCCCCGAACAAGGAAAAAGAAAGGAUUGUCCUUUGGAUAAAGAAGAGUUGGGGGUCUCAACAUGGGGAUUCCUUCAUUCAAUGGCUUCAUACUACCCCGAGAAACCAACUACAUCACAAGCUAAAGACAUGGAUAAAUUUUUCAAACUGUUUGGAGAAUUUUACCCAUGUGAGCCAUGCGCUAUAGACUUUAAAGAAGAUAUUAAAGCACAUCCACCAAAGACAAAAUCAAGAGAUGAGUUAGCGAAGUGGUUGUGUGAGCGACACAACACAGUGAAUGUGAAGUUGGGCAAGCCUGUGUUUGACUGCAGCAAAGUGCAUGAGCGGUGGCGCGACGGCUGGUCCGAUGGUUCUUGUGACUAGCAUUUACUACAAAGUAGUCUGCUAAUGCGGGAUAAGGGUCUUAGUCCAAUAUUAAUAUAUUAUUGUACAGUACCAUACUGCAAUUUUGUUUCUGAACCUGAUGUAUAAUGUCACUUUUUUAUAUCUGAAUUGGUUUUGUAGUUUUAGUCCCUCAAUUAUCAGCACUCAUAUUAAAUCCAAGUGUAACAAGCAUUAGAUAUUUUUUAUGUUAUCCAAUGUUUGGUGGUGACAUAUAUUGAGACUCGGGUUGUAAAUAGAAGCUUGUAAAUAAGGAACUCACUACUGUGUACAUAAUCAUUUUAAAGGUUUUGGUUUCAUUAAUUAUUUUUAAUAAAUUGUGCUCACAAUUUCUGUUAAAAAUAAAAUUGAAUGUAGUUCUAAUUUUGAUUGUUACAUAGCUUUAUGUAAGUGAAGAAUUAAAUUUUUGCCUAAUUUUUGAUACAAAUUGGAUUCAAAGUUUACAAAAUUGGAUAUUUUAUGAUUGUUAUAUUAAUACUAUAAAUGUGAUCAUACAAUAAUACUGAGUUUCAUAAGGUUGUAUUUGGAAGUGUUUUAUUUUACAUUUUAAUGUUUACACUUGCAGUACAGUUAGCGUGACCGACAUGCAGAUGUUUUGUACAGAGUUAGUAGUAGUAUAAUUUGUUAUGAUAAUAAAAUCACGGUUCCUAAA